Molecule: messenger RNA, 5002 nt
Organism: Hemicordylus capensis (graceful crag lizard)
Lineage: Eukaryota; Metazoa; Chordata; Lepidosauria; Squamata; Cordylidae
Gene: PAK5
Product: p21 (RAC1) activated kinase 5
Exons: 9
Coding region: 78-2714 (878 amino acids)
Biological process (GO): apoptotic process; regulation of MAPK cascade; intracellular signal transduction
Cellular component (GO): cytoplasm
Molecular function (GO): ATP binding; protein serine/threonine kinase activity
Source: RefSeq, a predicted model, not a curated record
ACCGGUAUUGUUGACAUGGCCCAAUAUUCCUCAGAGCAGCCGGCAUAACAAGAGAAGAGAUCUCAUGCCAGGAAGCCAUGCAGCAGAGCCAAACCCCUUCCUCGUGGGGUCUCAAUGUUUGGGUGGAGGGGCGGCUUGGCUGGGGUCUGCACCCACCCCGGGGUGGGGGCUCUCUCCUCCUCCUCCUCGACACACCACCAGCCAGGCGCUCUGGAGAGGAUCCCUUCGCCUCAGCAGCAGCAGCCUGCAGGAAGAAGCGCUUCCCGGGCGACCCGUCUCUAAGAGCAUCUCGGCUUCUAGCCACUGCGAGGCGAUCUUUCGCUCUGGCCGGCGGCAGCCCGGAUGUAGCUUUUCUAGCGGCGGCGGCGGCGGCGGCAGGAGGAGCUGCCGAGCGGUGCCUACUUGCCUCCCUCUGCCGCUUGUCUGCAAGUGACACACCGCGGCGAGCAGGAACAUGGCGCUCGGAGCGAUGUAACGGAGGAGGGAGAGGAGGAGAUGCAGCCGGAGCUCGCCUGACACCCAGCCGGCGGCCACUAGGUUUCCCCACCAUGUUUGGGAAGAAAAAGAAAAAGCUUGAAAUUUCUGGUCCCUCAAAUUUUGAACACAGAGUGCACACUGGAUUUGAUCACAGAGAACAGAAAUUCACAGGACUACCUCAACAGUGGCAGAGUUUACUAGCGGACACAGCAAACCGGCCGAAGCCUAUGGUGGACCCUUCAUGCAUCACACCCAUCCAACUUGCUCCUAUGAAGACCAUCGUUAGAGGAAAUAAACCUUGCAAGGAUACUUCAAUCAAUGGCUUGCUGGAAGAAUUUGACAAUAUCUCAGUGACACGUUCCAACUCGCUCCGGAAGGAGAGUCCUCCCACCCCUCACUUGGGACACUCGAACCACGUAGAAAGCCACCGGCAAGAAAAUGGCUACAUUACAUAUUCUCAGUAUUCCAGUGAGUCGGAGACUGCUGCAGACUUCAUGGGUGAGAAAUACAGAGACAAUACAAGUGUUCACGGGGAAGAAUUGGACAGAUACUCCAAAGGCAGCUGCGCUGCAAAACAGAACGGACAUGUCAUGAAAAUGAAACCCAGCGAAAUGUAUUUCUCAGAAGCUAAGCCCCUGAAGUCUGAGAUCGCUAGGUUCUUGCCAGAUUAUCAUGCUCACAUGGAAACAAAAAGCAAACUGAAUGAGUAUGGUGGUCUGAAGCUGGAGUAUCAGAGGGCUCCUAGUGGCUCUUCUCUGGAUUACAAAGAACCUUUCCAUUACACCCCUUCUCGAACUUCCAUUCACAGUCAAUGCUCAAGAGAGAGACUAGAAUACAGUGACAGCGACUGGGGCAAGGAUGAUUAUGACAAAAGGCCCAAGUCAUCCUAUGUCAACCAGACGAGCCCUCAACCCGCCAUGAGACAGAGGUCCAGGUCAGGCUCUGGUCUCCAAGAGCCAAUCAUGCCCUAUGGAGCGAGUGCUUUUAAGUCCAGUCAGCAAGGCCACUCGUAUAGUUCAUAUACCUACCCUCGCUUAUCAGAAACAGCAACAGGCAUCCCAAAGCUGGAUUAUGAUCGAGCCCAGAUGGUAGUAAGCCCUCCCCUAUCUGGAUCAGACACUUACCCCAGAGGCCCAACAAAGCUACCUCAAAAUCAGAGCAAAGUCAGCUAUUCAGGCAGUGGCUACCAGUACCCAGCACUCUACCACAAAUUCUCUCACUAUCACCACCAGCCUUCUCUGCAACCCAGCUCCCGUUACGUCUCCACCGCUUCUUAUCCCAGCUCCCCGAGCGCCACUUCAAGCACCUAUCCCCCGCCCAGCUGGGGCUCAUCUUCAGAUCAACAGCCCUCCAGGGUGUCGCACGAGCAGUUCCGAGCAGCCUUACAGCUGGUCGUGAGCCCCGGAGACCCUCGGGAGUACUUGGACAACUUCAUCAAGAUAGGGGAAGGCUCCACGGGCAUCGUCUGCAUUGCCACGGAGAAGCACACAGGGAAGCAAGUUGCUGUGAAGAAAAUGGAUCUCAGGAAACAGCAGAGGAGGGAGCUGCUCUUCAAUGAGGUUGUAAUAAUGAGAGACUACCAUCAUGAAAAUGUGGUUGACAUGUACAACAGUUAUCUGGUGGGAGAUGAACUGUGGGUUGUUAUGGAGUUUCUGGAAGGCGGUGCUCUCACAGACAUUGUGACUCAUACAAGAAUGAAUGAAGAACAGAUUGCUACUGUGUGUUUGUCUGUAUUACGAGCGCUGUCCUAUCUGCACAAUCAAGGCGUUAUUCAUCGGGAUAUAAAGAGUGAUUCUAUACUUCUCACAAGUGAUGGGAGAAUAAAAUUAUCAGAUUUUGGAUUUUGUGCUCAAGUAUCAAAAGAUGUUCCAAAAAGAAAGUCACUCGUCGGAACCCCCUACUGGAUGGCCCCUGAAGUGAUUUCUAGACUGCCUUAUGGAACCGAGGUGGAUAUCUGGUCCCUUGGUAUCAUGGUCAUAGAAAUGAUAGAUGGAGAGCCACCUUAUUUCAAUGAGCCGCCACUCCAGGCAAUGCGCAGAAUCCGAGACAAUUUACCCCCACGAGUGAAGGAUCUGCAUAAGGUUUCCUCAGUGCUCCGUGGCUUUUUAGACUUGAUGUUGGUGAGGGAACCUUCCCAGAGAGGAACAGCACAAGAACUGUUGAGACAUCCUUUUCUGAAACUGGCUGGGCCUCCUUCUUGCAUAGUGCCUCUCAUGAGGCAGUACAGGCACCGCUGAAUUCAGCUACAGGGUUCCCCCCUCCCCUGGGGAAGGCUGCUCAGAAACUGGAUGAAAACUCUAAGGCAAGCAGAAAGCAGUAGGGAGCACCACCACGGAGAAAAGUACUACCGUUGACGCAGCUCAGCAUACAAUGAAGCAGAAUUUCUCCCAGUUCAUGAUGUGUUGACAGCUAAUAGUCCUACAUGGGAUGCAUCUUCCACAGUCAGUUGGUGUUUUAUCCUGUCGAGUAUCAAAGCAAGGAGGACAUGACUUCAAACCCCACUUGGAAGGAGGAAAAAGACAAGCUUGUAGCACAAUUCGGAUGGAAGACCAGAAUUUUAUGUAAAAUCUAAGUGAAACGGCACUUCUACUUCAGAAGAACACUUUUUCUGACAAAAAAGAAGCACUUUUUAUCUCAGUUGUAGCAGUGUGACGUAUUUUGAAAUGAAUUUGUAAUUUUCUGUACAUUGCUUUUGAUAAAUUAUGGUACUUUGAUGUCAUAGCGAUAGUGCUAGUUGAGGUCAUAGGUGUAACUUAGCAAGCGUUUGAGCCAGAUCUUUCCUACUUUUUUAUCCCUUUUGAAGAGAGAGGAUCACACAUACACACACACACACACACAAACACACUCACACACCACACACACACUUAGCAGCUCAGAAUGUUGACAAGAACUUUCUAUCCAGCCAAACAUAUGUCUUCAUUUUUCAAAUGUUUCAAUUGCUGAGCGAUACUAUAUCACUUUUUUCCUUAAAAGAAUGUUUCAAGAUUUCAGUAUUCUCCUGAAGAAACAGGUACUUUGCAAAAUGCACAGGUACCUAUGCUAAGGGCUGGUUCAUAUCACAAUGUGUAUCAUGUGCUAUCUGCCGCUUAUUGGGUGGUUGCUAGUUUGUGUGAAAUCACAGCCCCACUACCACAGUAAGAGCACAAACUGAAGCUUCAUUGCCAAAAAGAAAGCUGUGCCAUUUGAUAAUUACCACCACUUCUCAUUGUGUAAGUGGGUUCUGAAUGUUAUAAGCAGUGGCUGCGAUUGAAUGACACCUUACUGUGCAUGCAGGCACCUGGGUGGUCUUGCUUACGCCUCUGUCAUUAUCCUGUGUUUUGAACACAGCCCUGCAAAUAUCAUGGUCCUCAAAGCAAACUACAGGCCACCAAUCAAGGCCUGCCUGGGGCUGCUCAAACCUUUUGGUUUUACCUGCAUGACUGUACCACAAUAUGCAUCCAGUGAGCUGUGUUCCAUUUGUUGGGUCAUACACAAGUUGUGCAGGCCUGUUUUGCAGCAGGGGUGCUUGACUUCCACCAGGGAUGAAGACAGAGGGGAAGCUUGAGGAGCAACUCCUCACUUAAAUGUUGUUUGGGGUAGAGGAAAGAAACUUUACAGGUGGUGAAAAACUGAAGCUAUGGGUUAUUAGGUUUGACGGGGAGGAAAUCAGUAUAAUGAGGAGGAUUUUCAAAUGCUUAGCAAGAGAUCUGCACUCUUGUUGAUGACAAAGUCAUCCAAAACACCCAAUUGUGUGCACAGAAAUCUGAAUCUUGGCUCCAGAGUUGCAGUUUCACGACAUAAUUGUUUCUAAAUCUCUCACACACAUGCUACUUAUAUAUAAUAUAAUGUGUGCAUAUCCAACUCACCUACCGGAGAGAAGGGUUAAUGAUUUGCCUCAUCUAGCAAUAUGGACAUUUCUUCUUCAUUUUAGCCUGUGUCCACUCCAGGGUUGCAAUAUUAGUCUUUGUUAUUUAUAUUCAUGUGUUGGGAGUCUAUGAUUCAAAGUCAAACACUGACUCAAGAAGUCCAGCCAGCGAGUGGGCAUUUUCCAAGCCGAAAUCCAAGUGUUGUUAGAAUAUAUUGAUGUGUUUGCCAUACUGGGGGACGGGGAGGGAAAUGCUGUCAAAACCCUUUUGGAAUGUUAAUUCAGCAGUGACUACUACAACAGACUUUGUGUUGCUUGUUGAAUAGAUGUGCAUGUCAACCAUAGGCCUAUAGAGAUUUGACUUUAAAAGUGCUUCAUAAUCAUUUCCACAAUGGAGGAAUUUAUUUAUUCAUAUUUUGUUUAAAAUGAUGCAUCAGAUGAAAGCCAUGUAUUUUCCAACUUUUUUGUUUGUUUCUUAUUACUGACUUUACUGGAAAAUUAUACCUGAUCCUGAAUCUAACAUAUCUGGUUAGAUCAUUUUUGCAUUAUGUGGGGGACAUUGUUUUGGGGUUUCCAGGUGUGUGAUUGGUUUUGUUUUGUUGUUUUUGUUUUUUGGGUUUUUUUUUUUUUUUGCAUAAAUAAGUUGGUCAUUGCUUACAAUAAAAAAGAAACAAAAGAAGA